AUGGCAGGGCACGGCGCCAGCCUGCUCCUGCUCCUGGGUCUCAUGCCAGCUCUCCUCCUGGCCGUCAGGAUCAAUGGCAAAGGCCGGGAGGUGCUGUACCUUGCCAAGGGAGACUCAGUGAAGCUGGGCUGCCCCUACGUCCUCGAACCUGAAGACAACGGUCCCCAGGGUGUGGGCAUUGAAUGGAUCCAGAUCACGCCUGAGCGGCCUGGCCCGGAGAAAGUGUUCCUGUCCUACCAGGACCACCACGUCAACUAUGGCAGUGGCUCAGGGCUGCAGGACCGGGUGGCCUUCGUGCAGAAUGACCCCAGCCAGUACGACGCCUCCAUCCGCCUGGCUGACCUGCAAGUCUCCGACACCGGCACCUACCAGUGUCGGGUGAAGAAAAACACCGUGGCGGUGCAUGAGGUCAUUGUCACUGUGGAAGAGAAGCCAGCUUCCCCUCAGUGCUGGGCCGAGGGGGAGGUGAUCGAGGGGAACAGCGUGGUGCUGCGGUGCUACAGUCAGGGGGGAGCCUCCCCCCUUGCCUACCAGUGGGCCAAGCUGGCCAGCGGCUAUGGCGGAGGACGCCUGCCCUUCGGUACCAUCCAAGGACGGGCUCCUGGCGACCUGAUCAUCCGUAGCCUGACGGAGGUGCACGCAGGUGUCUACCAGUGCCGCGUCACCAACCGUGUGGGCUACUCCACCUGUCAGAUCAACCUCACACUUGUGCCAAGAGAAAAGAAGGUGGGCAUCAUCGUGGGCUCCAUCCUGGGCUCCCUGCUGCUCCUCAGUCUGCUCGGGCUCCUCAUCUGGGCACUGAUCUGCCGCUACCGACAGAAGGAGUCCCAGCGGGCCUGCAGCGACUGCCGGUGA
This is a messenger RNA of Chaetura pelagica (chimney swift), 855 nucleotides long. It is a transcript of the gene VSIG8, whose product is annotated as V-set and immunoglobulin domain containing 8. The transcript has 6 exons. The coding region runs from base 1 to 855 and encodes 284 amino acids. Gene Ontology annotation, cellular component: intracellular anatomical structure. Lineage: Eukaryota; Metazoa; Chordata; Aves; Apodiformes; Apodidae. The record is from RefSeq and is a predicted model, not a curated record.